GGUUUGAAAUUUUAAUCGCGUUUUUCUCAGUUCCAACAUGGGGCGACAAUGCGUGGAACAACAAUAAGCGUUCAGAGUGUCGUGCUUUGCAAACUCAAAGAAAACCGAGUUACAAUCGCAAUCUCAACGCAGAAUCUCAAACAAAAAUAUUUGUUUUCACAAGUCACAAUCAACUUCAUAUUGCUAUACAUAUUAUUAAAAUGCCUUAAGGUGGGUAUUUAACCAAUAUUCCUGAUACUGCAAUGUCAGGGAAUUCCCUCCCAGGCCGUUCAGUAUAUUACAGUAUAGACAGGCUUAUCAAUUAAAACUGCAUUCAAACAAAUCGAUCCACGAUUUAAAAAGCCACCACUCUGAAUGCAGUUCCAGUAGUUGUUACGACGCUCCUGAACAAUGCGCUACACCACUAGUUAUCGCAGCUGCAGUGCAUUACUGCUGACGAUCCUAUUCGCCGGCUGGGUUCAAGUCCAUGGUCAUCACAGAGCUUCUCAUGACAAAUGUGAAGAGUAUCGCAGUUGGGCGUCAUCGAACCUAGCAAACUGCAACCGUCCAAAGCCGCUCAUUCUCCUGGAUCCCAUCCGGGUAGGAGACUACCCGCACCAAGCCUUUUUCGGCUGGAAAGAGCAGGACAAUCCUCAAACUUUCGAGUUCCUCAGCAGUGGCAGCCUGAUUAGCGAACGCUACCUUCUGACCGCAGCCCACAGCACACGGUACCAACAGAAGCCACCGGAUGUGGUCCGUUUCGGAGUGGUCGAUUUAGGCGCGGAGGAUCAAUCCCAUACCGAUUAUGAGGUGGAAGAAGUCAUUGUUCAUCCGAAUUACACCGCACGUUUAGCUUACAACGAUAUCGCUCUGGUUAAACUGCGGGACCCGGUGAGCUUCUCGGAGGACAUCCGCCCGGCUUGUCUGUGGGACUCACUGGAGAUGAAUUUCACUUCUGUUGUGACCACGGCUUUCGGUUCAAGAGGUUAUGAUGGACUGCCCGGUCAGUUGGAAAAACACAAUAUGGACGUAAUAGGUAAUUCCCAAUGCCAAAAAGCAUUGGUCAACAUUCGGAAACUCCGCGACGGAGUAAUGGAUCACCAGCUGUGCCUUGCCCAUACUGAUCGCCGACAUCAUGCUAGCAUAGGAAAUUCCGGCUCUCCGGCACAGAUCAAGCUCGAUCCAAAGGAUUGCUUUGCUUACAUCGUGGGAAUCAGUUCGCACGGAUUCGGUGCAGCAGGAAUUCCGGAUAUUUAUACCCGGGUUGCCAGCUUCGUUGAAUGGAUUGAGGAAAUUGUGUGGCACUGAGGAAAUGAUUUGCUUGAUGUAUGAACUUGUUGAAAACAUGCGAGGGCAAUUCAACUAGAAGAAUAAAACAAUUUAAUAUAAAAUGUACAACAUGAUUAAUUCUCCUAGUUGAACAAUUAUUAAUUUCAAAUUACUUCAAAUUUUUAAUUACUUUUUUUGUAAAUGUAUGAUGCGUACUUCUUAGCUUAGUAAUCUUCGAACACUUCCUCAGUUAUUAGCUGAGAGUAUCCUCUUCCAACGACCAGUUUGUAUGUGCAUAUCGUGUGUCAAGUACGUAGAUAUUCUAUGCC
Messenger RNA from Aedes albopictus (Asian tiger mosquito), 1577 nucleotides. Its product is annotated as serine protease snake-like. Lineage: Eukaryota; Metazoa; Arthropoda; Insecta; Diptera; Culicidae. The transcript is spliced from 3 exons. Gene Ontology annotation, molecular function: serine-type endopeptidase activity. Bases 391 to 1287 code for a protein of 298 amino acids. Gene Ontology annotation, biological process: proteolysis. The record is from RefSeq and is a predicted model, not a curated record.